This is a messenger RNA of Capsicum annuum, 1348 nucleotides long. RefSeq names its product cyclase-like protein 2. The transcript is spliced from 7 exons. Bases 251 to 1078 code for a protein of 275 amino acids. The record is from RefSeq and is a predicted model, not a curated record. Lineage: Eukaryota; Viridiplantae; Streptophyta; Magnoliopsida; Solanales; Solanaceae. Gene Ontology annotation, molecular function: arylformamidase activity.
UCUUGCCUCUUGGCCUCUGCUAAGGCCGUAAUGUUUGAAAAUUUUGUCUUGUUGUGACUUCCUUCUGGAGAUUGAUGCGAUAAGUGCGACUCAAAAAAAAAGAAAGAUUCUUCUUGAAGAGUAAUCAAUGUUUACCUACCAAAAUAUAAUUACCAACUGCUAUAUCUACUUACUUGACCAUAUUGUGAAGCCAUAACCUUGAUCUUUCUAAUUUCCAUUGCCAAAGUUCAGGCCUUUUAUAGAAAGUAAGAUGAGGGCUGUGUUUAAGUUGCUAGUAUUAGCUGAGUUGCUGGCUGUAAGUACAAUAUCACUUGCUUUUUCAUCACUUAAUGAUGCAUAUCCAACUGAAUAUGGUGAUGAACCUGGUGCUUGUGUUGGAUCUACUGAUGAGUUGAGACCAUUGAGAAGAGAGGUGUAUGAAGAUGGACAAAUAUUUGAUAUCACACACCAGUUCAAUCCUCAUACUCCUGUGGGGGAUUCUGAUGAAGGAAUUGGACAGUUUCUCACUCUUUUGUCGAGCAUGAAGAAUGGCUCUGAUUACAACUUUUCGGAAUUGAGAUUAGGUGUUCAUGCUGGCACUCAUGUUGAUGCACCAGGACAUAUGUAUCAGGAGUACUAUGAGGCAGGGUUUGAUGUUGAUUCCCUUGACCUUAGUGUUCUCAAUGGUCCUGCAUUGCUAGUUGAUGUUCCGAGAGACAAGAACUUAACUGCGGAUGUUAUGCAAUCCUUACAUAUUCCUAAGGGAGUCAAACGAGUACUUUUCAGGACACUAAACACUGACAGGCGUCUUAUGUGGAAAAAGGCAUUCGACACAAGCUAUGUCGGAUUCAUGAAGGAUGGAGCACAAUGGCUAGUGGACAACACUGACAUCAAACUUGUGGGAAUUGAUUACUUAUCAGUUGCUGCUUUUGAUGAUUUGCUUCCUUCCCAUCACGUUUUCCUGAAAAGCAGGGAAAUUAUUCUUGUAGAAGGGCUGAAGCUGGAUGAUGUAGAAGCUGGUUUAUACACUGUACACUGUCUGCCCUUAAGGUUGCUUGGUGCGGAGGGAUCGCCUAUUAGAUGUAUACUGAUCAAGUAAUACUCUCCUCGUAUCCACCUCAACCCUAAGUGAUGCACACUCUUCACAUUGUUUGCUUGGAUAAAUUGCUGGAGGAAGCACUGGAUAUAGCAUCGAAUAAGAAAAAGUGCUGCAAAGGGGACAUGUUUUCAGAAUAGUUUAGGUUUGUAAUUGUUCUUAGCUUUUAGGCCAAAAACGCUUAGUAUGAGCAAUAAUCUGUAGAUUUCAUGGUAUGUUUCAUGGAUUGACAGAGAAUAAUUGAUAUAUUUAGAUCCAAGUUAUUUGUCUUAA